Molecule: messenger RNA, 696 nt
Organism: Alternaria atra
Lineage: Eukaryota; Fungi; Ascomycota; Dothideomycetes; Pleosporales; Pleosporaceae
Exons: 2
Coding region: 1-696 (231 amino acids)
Source: RefSeq, a predicted model, not a curated record
AUGUCCUCCCCAAAGACUCCUCUUCGCGUCGGCGUUCUCUACGAGAGAACUCAGAUGACUGAUCUUGCAGGCCUCGACCUCCUCGGCAACCUAACCCCCCAAACGAUCAACUUGGUCAUAGAAAUGAACCCCCAGCUCGCGUCCAUGGCACCUUACGCUACCCCCAUGGACUUUUUCUACAUAUCCUCCUCUAUGGAUCCUGCCCACGUCACCCCAGACAUGUACGUGCGUCCUACACACACCUACGCAACGGCUCCACGCAAUCUCGAUAUCCUGCUCCUUGGUGGCCCGAACCCGGCCACGGUCAAAGAAGAGAGUCUGGUAUUUUUGAAGGAGGCAAGUAAGCAGACUAAAGUCAUUCUUACGACGUGUACGGGGGCUAUGUGGUUGGCGAGGAGUGGGGUAUUGGAAGGAAAGAAGGCUACUACGAAUAGGGUCAUGUUGGGAAUGGCUAGCAAGAUGUUUCCGGGAACCGAGUGGAUGGACCGUAGGUGGGUUGUUGAUGAGGGGUGGUUUGAUGGUGCGGAGAUUUGGACCGCGGGUGGUGCAGGGUGUGGCAUCGAUAUGUUCAUCGAGUACACGUACCAGAACUUCAAUAAGAAGCUGGUGGAGCUUGGAUGUGUGGGAUUGGAUUUCGAUUUUGAAGGACGUACUUCUUUCUACAAGGGAGUGCUGCCUGAUAUGACUAUGGCUUAG